Pocillopora meandrina is the source of this 10926-nucleotide messenger RNA. NCBI's taxonomy places the organism in Eukaryota, Metazoa, Cnidaria, Anthozoa, Scleractinia, Pocilloporidae. The record is from the annotation of a GenBank genome assembly.
AUGUUACAACCGGUAGGUGACUGUCAUGAUCAAAUUCUGGAUAUCGCUAUUCUGGCUGACGUAUCAAGGAGUAUGAACUUCAGGCAGCGGAGAGCUAAGAUAAAACUCAUGGAUGACCUGGUAGAAAAGAAAGGCGUUUCUCCUUCAGGAAAUCAUUUCGCUCUAAUCACCUUUGCAAAGGACGUCGUUAUCGAAAGCGACUUCAACAAUAAGUCAAACUACGAAGAGGACAAAUUAAAACACUUUGUUCAGAAGACAGUAUACGUGAAACCCAAGGCCUGGGGAACACGAACAGAUCUCGCCAUGGAUCUGGCCGCCAAAGAGUUGUUUACUGAACAAAGAGGAGACAGGCCCGGUGCUAAGAACAUCAUAAUUUUGUUUACGGAUGGCAAACCUUUUAAGUCGAGGAGAGAUAAACGACGUGUAAUUCCGUUUAAGGAUUCCAUUAAAGUAUUGGAGGUAGACAAAAUAGAUUUCAGUUUAACUGACAGGUGUUCGCUCUUUUUUUUUUUUUUUUUUCUUUUAGCAAGUUUUGUUUGUUUGUUUUUUAACUUUUGAACACAUUCGUGGAGGUAACAACACAAUAUUGUGGAAAAUUAAUAUAGACCAACUUGAUGAUAUUUCGUCUAUUGUUCCACGGAAAUUUACAGCGAAACUUUGAAUUCUCUCUUUCGAAUUUGAUUUUCAGAGAUAUCGCGAAAAUGUGCCAAAAUUUGAACGACAAAAUUUGAAAUUUAAAGGUUCAUACAAGACUGAUUCAUGCAGUUCAUGACCUUGUUAAAAAUUGACUCCUUGCCUUUCAACAGAGUAAAGGUGUGAGCAUAAUUGUUGUCGGAGUCGGUAGAAACGUGUUCAGAGCAAAAAGAAAAAUGUACGAGAUGGCUGGCGAGAGGGGAAAGGUCCUUCUGUAUCCCGGUUUUGAUGACCUCCCCGGACACUUGGACGAUAUCGUGAAAGCUACUUGUGGUAAGCUGUCCUUGUUAAAUUGCUUUAUCUUUCGAUCUGUUUAGAAUAACCAUUUUAUCAAUUAAAUCAUUCAAAAAUUAUUUUAUUAAUUAUUGAAUGGUAAACAAAUUUCCUUUAAAAGAAGUUCAAAAACUUGUAUUAAGCAAUAUUCGUCUUUCAACGAUUGUUAAUAUUCCGUUUAAAAUAGACGGAUUUUUUAGGAGAUUUAUAAACAAGAUCUGUUUUUCGUUCAAGAAAAGAAAUGUAUCACAACUUCUUCGUCUUUCUGCGCGUUAGAUUGAAACAAGCGAAAGUCUUGUUAAAUUGAAGAAUUAAAGUUAAGUUAAAGUCUUGUUGAAGAAAAAUUGCUUCGAUUACAUAUCCUUUUUGAUAAAUGAGAAAAACAAAAACUUCAUCGCGAGACGUGUUGAUUCAUAAAGAUUACUUCCUUGUUCGAAAAGAGCAGCCGGCACCGGCUAAGAGGUCUUCAAUCGCUGUGCUCCUAAAACAAUGAGUUAAAAAUGUAAAAUAUGGGGAAAACCGAAUUAAUCAGCAAUGACACCGACAAAAAUGGUGUCCAAGAUGGUGUUUAAUAGUUAAGUUGGUGUAACCCACCUCCAAAUGUAGAAUCUAGUCAACUACUCUACUCCAGCUGGGCGGCGUUAUGUGGAAGCCUAAACGGUUGGCGCACUGCAGAGAUCUGAGUCAAGUAGGGCCUGGUUUCUAUAUAGCUUUUUAGCUGGUCACAUUCGUUUUAUUUCUGAAUAUACCAUUAAUAAGGGAACAUUCUUUGUCUUCUCGUUAUUAUCAGUAUCGUUUAUUGUUAUUAGUAUAGUUUAUUAUUAUCAGUAUAACUGUAAUCUUUUUAAUAGGUACCGUAAGGUGAUUUUGAUUUGCACUAAUUGAUCUCUUUUUUUCUUUGCAGAAAUGCCAGAAAUGCAAAUGCCUGUACCUCACCCGGAAGGUUCGUAAUUUUGAUCAGUUUUUUAAUGCAAUUAACCAGUUAUUUUCUGACAUGGCAGACACCACUUUUGUGCAAAACAGGGGUUGUUCUGGUGAUCGAAUACAAUGCACGAUGCAGUAAAUCAAAGGAUUUUAUUGGCUGGUUAUAAACCGCCACAAUGGUGUUUUUGAAGCGAGAACACUUGGGUUUGUUUAUCUCAAAUUCUUAGAGACAAUUCGCUUCUCGAAUUAAUCAAGUAAAAUAAUACAAAAGUCAAUCUAUUGAACCCUUCAUGAAAAUCUUAGAUCGGUAGAAGUGAAAGUGCCAUAGAGCUGUGCGCGAUGCAGUCGCUGAGAACAGACUACAGGAGGCCUGCACUUUUCUCCUUAGUGACUAUAAUACUCUUAUUUCGAAGGCAAGUAACAUCUGUAGAAGACUCGCUGUGGUGGUAGCACAGCGUUGUUACGAGAUAUCGCUAUAUUUAGUAUGCUGAGACAUGGAUAGGCGAACAUCUUCAUGCUCACAGCUCUGCUCUCUUUUGCUCCCCGCGCAUGUAGAACAUUCAAGGGAUAGAUCAUUGAUAAAGAUUAUAUUAUCUAUUGGUAGGUAGCUGUCUUGAUAAAAAAUUGGAUAUCGCGAUACUGCAAGACAUAUCAAGAGGUGUAGGCAAGCAAGAGCGAAGGAAAAAUAUAAAAAUCAUUGAUGAGCUGGUAGAAAAGAAGGGUGUUUCCCCAUCAGGAAACCAUUUUGCUAUUAUCACCUUUGCAAUGGAAGUCGUUAUUCAAAGCAAAUUCAACGAUGAGUCAUACUACGAGGAAGACAAAUUAAAAGACUUGGUUCAGAAGAAAUUAAGAGAGGGACCCAAGGCCUGGGGAAGACGCACAGAUCUCGCCAUGGAUCUUGCCGCCAAAGAGUUGUUUACUGAACAAGGAGGAAACAGGCCUGACGCUAAGAACUUCAUAAUCAUAUUUACAGAUGGGAAACCUUAUAAGUCGAGGAGAGAUAAACGACGUGUGAUUCCGUUUAAGGAUUCCAUUAAAGUAUUGGAGGUAGACAAAAUAGAUUUCAGUUUAACUGACAGGUGUUCGCUCUCUCUUUUUUUAAGAUUCCGUUUGAGCACUUCCAUAGAUGUAUUGGAGGUAAAAAAAUUAGACUUCUUCUUUAUCAACCGCCCAUUCAGAUAAGGAUAGAAAGUACUUGGAUCCUGUAAUCUAUCCUCCUCCAGGAUGUGCUCACUAAUAGCAAAUCUGAGUCCGUAAAGAUUAAAUUCCUUUCCGUUUCAGUAGAUUAUUUCGGGUAUGUUUGGUGUUUUCUUUCUGUAAACACCAGGAGUAAAUCUUGAGGAUGCAAAGACCAAUAUAAUACUUUAUUCGAGCACCACGGCCUAUUAAACGAGGUCCUUUACGAGUGGCGAAACAAAUUUACUGCGGUAAUGAAAUAUUUACAUUUCAGAGGUAUAUGUGAAAGAAAGGCCGCCAACUGGAGCUAGUGAUCCUGCAACAUAUAUCUAGCACAGACAUACGGUGCUAGAGAAAAAGAAUGCAAACGAACGAAUCUUGCGAAUAUACUCUUAAAGUUCGCACGAUAUUUUUUUUGAACGAAACUUUAUAAACUUUCUUUUGGAUUUGUGAGAAAGUAUCCUGAAGAUUUGUGAAGAUUGUAACUUAAGCACGAAUCAUAAAUAAGGGCCUUGUAGUUUGUGACCUGGAUAAGGUUUCAUUCUCUUGUUUUUACACAGAGCAAAGGUGUAAGCAUAGUUGUCGUUGGAGUCGGUAAUAGAGUUUUCAGAGAAAAGGAGACAAUGUCAGUGAUUGCAGGAAAGAAUGGAAAAGUGCUUCUGUACCCUGACUAUGACGACCUAUCUGAACAUUUGGACGAUAUUCUAGAAGCAACGUGUGGUAAGCUCAAAAAUAACUAAUCAAUCUGUAUUGGAAAUAAAAAGUACUUGAAUCAUCAAUGGGCCUUAAUACAUAGACUGGUGCCUCUGUAUUUAAUUGGGAGAUGAGUGAAAAAAAAUUGAAUAUAAGAAAGCUCCAUCGUUCACUCAAAAUACAUAUAUAAAGUUAGAACGGUUAGAACUUUAAAGGCCAACAAAAUUGACCUUUCGGGCCUUUUAACCUAACUUUUUACAUAUUGCUCUACUAUUCUUAGUACAUUUGAUUAUCCUUUUUUACUUCUUAGCUUAACGUGGGAUUAUUUAAGAUUAUGUUUCAUGUCCCUAACUUAAAUUUUUUUAAAUUUUAAAAUUAUAUUUAUAUGUAACAGUAUUUACUUUUAAAGUUGAUUUCAAUUUAUGUGGAAUAUCUGUAAAUUAGCUGGUUUUAUUAUAUAAUGUCACAAGUGAAAAGCUAAGCGUAUGACAUGUGCUAGGGUAAUCUGGAAAGUACCAUCACACCACACCACUGUUACCUACAAGCUGUAUACAUUUAUGAAAAACAGAAAACUAAUAGGCCAGGGGCGUGGCAAACAGAAUCCGUGGUAAAGGGCGCAGCAAAUGGUGUCGGUGUUAUUGUUCAGUCUCCAAGUACGUCUGUCAUUUGACAUCAAAUAUGAAUAAUUUGAACGGACCAGCCAAGCAAGUGAAAACAAGGGGCGGUUUUGGUGUCUAAUAGGUAACGGUGAAUGAGUGAUUGCAAAUCGUAAAAUGGCGUCGAGCUAAAACCUUAAGGCAUUAUUGACCAUAAAAAAGUUAAACUUAAAAAAAUACGGUAUCUUAUAUGACCUUGCAGCUUUCUAAUAAUAUGAAAGUCAUGCAUUUCAUUUUUCUCUAUUGAAAGCAAUUGACGGUGGAUACAGCGAGUUUUCUGAGUCUGAGUGCAGUGUGACAUGUGGAGGAGGGGCAAAAAAUCUGACAAGAACUUGUACCAAUCCGCCGCCAUCUGACGGUGGCAAGGACUGCAGUGAACUAGGACCAGCUGAAAAGACAGUUUCAUGCAACGAAGCAGAAUGUCGUAAGUAUCUCUAGUGUCACUUUGAGUCAUCUAUGGUUAGAGCGGUCUAAUUAGAUAUAAAAAAUUUUGUUUACCUGUUGUAUAUGCUAUAGCUGAAGUAAAUAAGCACAACUGAAGUUGCAGCUUUUGGUUGUUUGUAUAGCAAUUGAUGGUGGUUACACUGAGUUUUCUGAGUCUGAGUGCAGUGUGACAUGUGGAGGAGGGACAAAAAAUCUGACAAGAACUUGUACCAAUCCUCCGCCAUCUAACGGUGGAAAGAACUGCAGUGAACUAGGACCAGCUGAAAAGACAGUUUCAUGCAACGAAGCAGAAUGCCGUAAGUAUCUUUAGUGUCACUUUAAGUCACCUAUGGUUAGAGCAGUUUAUUUACCUGUUCCAUAUGCUUUAAACGAGGUAAAUAAACACAACUGAAGUUGCAGCUUCUGGUUGUUUGUAUAGCAAUUGAUGGUGGUUACACUGAGUUUUCUGAGUCUGAGUGCAGUGUGACAUGUGGAGGAGGGACAAAAAAUCUGACAAGAACUUGUACCAAUCCGCCGCCAUCUAACGGUGGAAAGAACUGCAGUGAACUAGGACCAGCUGAAAAGACAGUUUCAUGCAACGAAGCAGAAUGUCGUAAGUAUCUUUAGUGUCACUUUGAGUCACCUAUGGUUAGAGCGGUCUGAUUAGAUCGAAAACAUUUUGUUUUCCUGUUCUUUAUGCUAUAGCUGAAGUAAAUAAGCAUAACUGAAGUUGCAGCUUCUGGUUGUUUGUAUAGCAAUUGAUGGUGGUUACACUGAGUUUUCUGAGUCUGAGUGCAGUGUGACAUGUGGAGGAGGGACAAAAAAUCUGACAAGAACUUGUACCAAUCCGCCGCCAUCUAACGGUGGAAAGAACUGCAGUGAACUAGGACCAGCUGAAAAGACAGUUUCAUGUAACGAAGCAGAAUGCCGUAAGUAUCCCUUGUGUCACUUUGAGUCACCUAUGGUUAGAGCGGUCUAAUUAGAUCGAAAACAUUUUGUUUACCUGUUCUAUAUGCUAUAACUGAGAAAAAUAAGCAUAACUGAAGUUGCAGCUUCUGGUUGUUUGUAUAGCAAUUGAUGGUGGUUACACUGAGUUUUCUGAGUCUGAGUGCAGUGUGACAUGUGGAGGAGGGACAAAAAAUCUGACAAGAACUUGUACCAAUCCGCCGCCAUCUAACGGUGGAAAGAACUGCAGCGAACUGGGACCAGCUGAAAAGACAGUUUCAUGCAACGAAGCAGAAUGCCGUAAGUAUCUUUAGUGGGUCACCUAUGGUUAGAGCGGUUUAUUUAGAUGUAAAAAACUUUGUUUACCUAUUUUUCAUGCUAUAGCUGAAGUAAAUAAGCACAACUGAAGUUGCAGCUUUUGGUUGUUUGUUUAGCAAUUGAUGGUGGUUACACUGAGUUUUCUGAGUCUGAGUGCAGUGUGACAUGUGGAGGAGGGACAAAAAAUCUGACAAGAACUUGUACCAAUCCGCCGCCAUCUAACGGUGGAAAGAACUGCAGUGAACUAGGACCAGCUGAAAAGACAGUUUCAUGCAACGAAGAAGAAUGUCGUAAGUAUCUUUAGUGUCACUUUGAGUCACCUAUGGUUAGAGCGGUCUGAUUAGAUCUAAAACAUUUUGUUUACCUGUUCUAUAUGCUAUAGCUGAAGUAAAUAAGCAUAACUGAAGUUGCUGCUUCUGGUUGUUUGUAUAGCAAUUGAUGGUGGUUACACUGAGUUUUCUGAGUCUGAGUGUAGUGUGACAUGUGGAGGAGGGACAAAAAAUCUGACAAGAACCUGUACCAAUCCUCCGCCAUCUAACGGUGGAAAGAACUGCAGUGAACUAGGACCAGCUGAAAAGACAGUUUCAUGUAACGAAGCAGAAUGCCGUAAGUAUCCUUAGUGUCACUUUGAGUCACCUAUGGUUAGAGCGGUCUAAUUAGAUCGAAAACAUUUUGUUUACCUGUUCUAUAUGCUAUAACUGAGAAAAAUAAGCAUAACUGAAGUUGCAGCUUCUGGUUGUUUGUAUAGCAAUUGAUGGUGGUUACACUGAGUUUUCUGAGUCUGAGUGCAGUGUGACAUGUGGAGGAGGGACAAAAAAUCUGACAAGAACUUGUACCAAUCCGCCGCCAUCUAACGGUGGAAAGAACUGCAGUGAACUGGGACUAGCUGAAAAGACAGUUUCAUGCAACGAAGCAGAAUGUCGUAAGUAUCUUUAGUGUCACUUUGAGUCACCUAUGGUUAGAGCGGUCUGAUUAGAUCUAAAACAUUUUGUUUACCUGUUCUAUAUGCUAUAGCUGAAGUAAAUAAGCAUAACUGAAGUUGCAGCUUCUGGUUGUUUGUAUAGCAAUUGAUGGUGGUUACACUGAGUUUUCUGAGUCUGAGUGCAGUGUGACAUGUGGAGGAGGGACAAAAAAUCUGACAAGAACUUGUACCAAUCCGCCGCCAUCUAACGGUGGAAAGAACUGCAGUGAACUAGGACCAGCUGAAAAGACAGUUUCAUGCAACGAAGCAGAAUGUCGUAAGUAUCUUUAGUGUCACUUUGAGUCACCUAUGGUUAGAGCGGUCUGAUUAGAUCGAAAACAUUUUGUUUACCUGUUCUAUAUGCUAUAGCUGAAGUAAAUAAGCAUAACUGAAGUUGCAGCUUCUGGUUGUUUGUAUAGCAAUUGAUGGUGGUUACACUGAGUUUUCUGAGUCUGAGUGCAGUGUGACAUGUGGAGGAGGGACAAAAAAUCUGACAAGAACUUGUACCAAUCCGCCGCCAUCUAACGGUGGAAAGAACUGCAGUGAACUAGGACCAGCUGAAAAGACAGUUUCAUGUAACGAAGCAGAAUGCCGUAAGUAUCCUUAGUGUCACUUUGAGUCACCUAUGGUUAGAGCGGUCUAAUUAGAUCGAAAACAUUUUGUUUACCUGUUCUAUAUGCUAUAACUGAGAAAAAUAAGCAUAACUGAAGUUGCAGCUUCUGGUUGUUUGUAUAGCAAUUGAUGGUGGUUACACUGAGUUUUCUGAGUCUGAGUGCAGUGUGACAUGUGGAGGAGGGACAAAAAAUCUGACAAGAACUUGUACCAAUCCGCCGCCAUCUAACGGUGGAAAGAACUGCAGUGAACUAGGACCAGCUGAAAAGACAGUUUCAUGCAACGAAGCAAGAUGCCGUAAGUAUCUUUAGUGUCACUUUGAAUAACCUAUGGUGAGAGCGGUUUAUUUAGAUGAAAGGAAGAAUUUUGUAAGUAUUUUUGCUGCUACUCUGUGUAUUGUGUAGGAAAAAUUCUACAUCUACAUUACUACACUUUCGUUAAAACCCUUACCAUCUUCUUUCUGCAUCAUCAUCUAAAAACCUGGUAAUAACUGGUAAUGAGUGUUUUUACUGCUACUCUCUGUUUUGAUAACGAAGGCAAUUAUAUUUCAUCUACUGGACUACACUAACGAUAAAAAAAAACUACCAUCUUCACUCUGCGUUUUCAUUUCAAAACCUGGUGAUAGGCAUAAUUCUUAUAAAGAAGAUUUCCUGAGUCUAAUAAGCUAUCACCAGGAGUUUUCUAUGGAUAAGUUGUAUGAUAUCCGAUGUUCCAAUUUGCUAAUAAUAAAGUGGACAGUAAAAAAAAUUGACUUCAUUAGAAACUUUGCGUUCAUCUCCCUACGGUUCGUUUUAAUCUAAAUGAAGAGUCUUCCAUUGAGGCUUUCUUUUCCUCAGAUGCAAUCUAAUCUUUCCUAAGGUUAAAAUCACUUUGCUGAAAUACAAAUAAAUUGUUCGAGCUUGUACUUUACAAGUUAUCACUUGAAAAAACAAACAUAAGAGAUGCUUCUUUUGUUGUUGUUGUGUAGCAAUUGAUGGUGGAUACACUGAGUGGUCGGAGUCUGAGUGCAGUGUGACAUGUGGAGAAGGGACAAAAAUACUUACAAGAACCUGCACCAAUCCUUCGCCAUCUUGCGGUGGAAAGAACUGCAGUGAGCUGGGGCCAGAUUUUAUGACAAUUCCAUGUAACGAAGGAGAAUGCCGUAAGUAUUUAAGCGUCAUUUUGAGUCUCCUAUAGCUGAGCGAUUUGAUUAGAUGUAAAGAAGUUUCUGUGUAAAUGUUUCACGUGUUUGAACUUCAGCAAAGGAGUAAAACUGAACUAACAGCUUUUUUUUUGUUGUUGUUGUUGUUUUAUUUCUUGUAGCAAUUGAUGGUGGAUACACUGAGUGGUCGGAGUCUGAGUGCAGUGUGACAUGUGGAGAAGGGACAAAAAUACUUACAAGAACCUGCACCAAUCCUCCGCCAUCUUGCGGUGGAAAGAACUGCAGUGAGCUGGGGCCAGAUUUAACGACAAUUCCAUGUAACGAAGGAGAAUGCCGUAAGUAUUUUAACCGUCAUUUUAAGUCUCCUAUGGUUGAGCAGUUUGAUUAGAUGUAAAGAAGUUUCUGUGUAAAUGUUUCACAUGUUAGAACUUCAGCAAAGGUAUAAACUGAACUAACAGCCUUUGUUUUUUGUUGCUGUUGUUGUUUUAUUUCUCGUAGCAAUUGAUGGUGGAUACACUGAGUUUUCUGAGUCUGAGUGCAGUGUGACAUGUGGAGGAGGGACAAAAAAUCUAACAAGAACUUGUACCAAUCCUCCGCCAUCUAAUGGUGGCAAGGACUGCAGUGAACUGGGACCAGCUGAAAAGACAGUUUCAUGCAACGAAGCAGAAUGUCGUAAGUAUCUUUAGUGUCACUUUGAGUCACCUAUGGUUAGAGCAGUUUAUUUAGAUGAAAAAAUUUUGUUUACCUGUUCCAUAUGCUAUAACCGAAGUAAAUAAACACAAUUAAAGUGGCAAAUUUUGUUUGUUCGUGUAGCAAUCGAUGGUGGUUACACUGAGUUUUCUGAGUCUGAGUGCAGUGUGACAUGUGGAGGAGGGACAAAAAAUCUGACAAGAACUUGUACCAAUCCUCCGCCAUCUAACGGUGGAAAGAACUGCAGUGAACUGGGACCAGCUGAAAAGACAGUUUCAUGCAACGAAGCAGAAUGUCGUAAGUAUCUUUAGUGUCACUUUGAGUCACCUAUGGUUAGAGGAGUUUAUUUAGAUGUAAAAAAUUUUGUUUACUUGUUCCAUAUGCUAUAACUGAAGUAAAUAAGCACAACUGAAGUUGCAGUUUUUGGUUGUUUGUGUAGCAAUUGAUGGUGGUUACACUGAGUUUUCUGAGUCUGAGUGCAGUGUGACAUGUGGAGGAGGGACAAAAAAUCUGACAAGAACUUGUACCAAUCCUCCGCCAUCUAACGGCGGAAAGGACUGCAGUGAACUGGGACCUGCUGAAAAGACGGUUCGAUGCAAUGAAGCAAUAUGUCGUGAGUAUAUAAACCAUCGUAAGACUUGCAGAAGCAGUUUGGGCGAAGACAGAAUCAAUUACUAUUUUAUACUUGUUUAUUUUCAGAGCUUAUCAAAGAGAUACCAGAAAUCUGCUUGAUCUCUUUAACGUCUCUCUCCAAACUCGCAACCUUCUGGUUCUAUUUGCGAAACCCAAUGAGAAAAAAAGACUGUCAUUGAUUAACGUUAUGUUUAAGACGUUGCAAUCCAAUCAAUUUUCUCGGACCGAUUAUUUGGUAAUAGUAAAUUGAAAGACGCAGUACAGCUAAGUGUAAAAACAAAACUCUUGCUUAGUUUCUCGGACAUAGUGCCAGACUGGGAAAGUGGGAAAAAAGGGAAUAACAAUAGAUAGAGAGUUAGAGUAACCAUAGCAGUUUAAUUGAUUCCUUUUGUACAUCACCAAGAUUUUACUCCUCCACAGCUCCUCCAUGCACAGCUGGACUCGACAUUGGAAUUGUACUCGACAAAUCCGAGAGUGUCAGAAAAGCUAAUCUGAGAAAGGUUAUCACCUUCUUGUGUGAACUUGUGAAGAAAUUUCACCCGUCACCAGAAGAAGACCACUUCGGUCUCAUCACGUUUAACAAGCGAGCGGAACUGGCGUUUACCUUUGCGGAUUCAAAAUACCAUGACAAGGAAGCUCUCGUGAAGAGAAUAGCCGAUGAGCCAAUUAGACUGCGUCUUCAUACUCGCACCGAUCUGGCUUUAAAAUUGGCAUUAGACUCGCUGUUUACCAAGGCAGGGGGAGACAGACCAGACAAACCAAAUGUCAUGAUUGUAUUGACAGAUGGA